Molecule: messenger RNA, 2211 nt
Organism: Hibiscus syriacus
Lineage: Eukaryota; Viridiplantae; Streptophyta; Magnoliopsida; Malvales; Malvaceae
Product: glutathione hydrolase 3-like
Exons: 6
Coding region: 44-1915 (623 amino acids)
Biological process (GO): glutathione catabolic process
Cellular component (GO): plasma membrane
Molecular function (GO): glutathione gamma-glutamate hydrolase
Source: RefSeq, a predicted model, not a curated record
ACCAUUGCAAAAAUUUUCUGGAAAACAAGCAACAAAUUCUCCCAUGGAAGUUCCCCUUUUAGCUUUGGUGCCAAAUGAGAAGAACAAUAAGAGAGACAAUCACUUGAACAAAGCUCUCCGAUUCUUCCUUGUUUGUGUCACCUUUUCAAUUGUUGGGCUGAUAAUAUUUGGAGAUGGCUUUAGUUACUUAUUAGUUAGAGGAGGGAACAAGUAUGAUAGAAGGGUUGGAGUUAGUAGCCCCGGUAGUGUUGAGUCGGAGCACGGAGUUGUUGCGGCGGAUGAUGGCCGUUGUUCCGAAAUCGGGGUUCUUAUGCUUAAGAAAGGUGGGCAUGCGGUGGACUCGGCGGUGGCGACGGCAUUGUGUGUCGGAGUUGUCAACCCUAUGGCCAGCGGAAUUGGAGGUGGAGCUUUCAUGGUUGUUUGGUCUUCAUCGACUUCACAAGUCCAAGCCUUCGAUUCGAGAGAAACUGCUCCGUUAGCAGCUUCGCAGCGCAUGUAUGAGAAUGAUAUGAGAGCUAAGUACUAUGGUGCAUUGUCGAUGGGAGUUCCCGGUGAGAUCGCUGGCCUUCAUGAAGCUUGGUUGAGAUACGGUCGACUAGACAGGAAGACACUAUUUGAGCCUGCAAUUAAACUAGCUAAAGACGGAUUUGUCAUUGAACCAUACCUCGGAUUAGACAUUGCUUCGCAUGCACAGUUGAUUAUGGAUGAUCCCGGCUUAAGGCAGGUGUUUGCACCGGAGGGGAAGUUGUUACGAACAGGUGAGAAGUGCUAUAAUGUCAAGCUGGCACACAGCCUUGAGGAACUGGCAGAACAUGGACCAGGAGCAUUAUAUAACGGAACUAUCGGAGAAAAAUUGGUCGAAGAUGUGAGACAGGUUGGUGGGAUUUUGACAAUGGAGGAUUUAAGGAAUUACAAGGUAGAAAUUACAGAUGCAAUGACUGCAAAUGUGAUGAAUUACACUAUAUAUGGAAUGCCACCUCCUUCAAGUGGAACCCUUGGUAUAUCUCUGGUCAUGAACAUCUUGGACAGCUAUGGAAGUGCCAAUGCCGCAAAGGGCGAUCUCGGACUUCAUCGCCUGAUCGAAGCACUGAAACACAUGUUUGCUGAAAGAAUGAACUUGGGUGACCCUGAUUUCGUUAACGUAACUGAAUAUGUAUCUGAAAUGCUUUCUGUUUCUUAUGCAAAGCAAAUCCAGGAAAAGAUAGUCGACGACACAACAUUCCCUGCAAGCUAUUAUAUGUACAGAUGGAGUCAACUUAGAGACCACGGAACUAGCCAUUUCUGCGUUGUGGAUGCUGAACGCAAUGCCGUAUCAAUGACCACCACCGUAAAUUACGUUUUCGGAGCUGGAGUGCUAUCGCCUUCCACCGGUAUUAUCAUUAACAACGAGAUGGGCGAUUUCUCAGCCCCAACAGAGAUAUCCCCAGACAUGCUCCCUCCUGCUCCGGCUAACUUUAUUAGACCAAACAAGAGACCUCUAUCUUCCAUGACACCACUUGUUAUUACCAAGGAUAAUCAGCUGGCCGGAGUCAUUGGGGGCAGUGGCGGAAUGAACAUAAUACCAGCAGUAACCCAGGUUUUUCUAAAUCAUUUUAUCUUGGGGAUGGAACCUUCGGCUGCAGUAGAACACCCAAGGAUCUACCACAAGUUAAUACCAAAUGUAGUUUCGUAUGAAAACUGGACUUGCAUCGAUGGUGAUCACAUCGAGCUUGCAGAGGAGACAAAGAUAUUCCUGAGAGAGAAGGGGCAUCAGCUGGAGCCAAAGUCGGGUGGAGCUAUCGUUCAGUUUGUUGUUCAAACACUCCAGGAACCAAUAGUAUCGGGUCGUAAAUUCGGAAAAGAUUCGUACAUAUUUCACGGAAAAUUAACUGCUGUUAGCGACCCUAGAAAAGAUGGCAAGCCUGCAGCCCUUUGAAUAACUUGCUAAGCAUCAGUUCUAGAAGCAAUAUGCCACUAAAGAAAAAUUAAAUGCAGUAUAUGUAAAUUGAGGAAUGAGAUGGGGGAAUUAUAAACAGCCUGUUGGUGGGUGUGGAUAUAGCCUCUUGCGGACAAUCUUGCCUUCGAAGAUGAGCUAUUCCAUCGUCGUGGGAAAGAUGACACCACCCUUGCUUGUUGCAGAUAAAGACCAAACCAUUCUUAAGUUCAUUUGAACCUGUAAUGCUUAGAAGUAUUCGAUAACAAUGAUAUCAACUACGUUGAAUAUUUAAUCAA